This is a messenger RNA of Cynoglossus semilaevis (tongue sole), 1485 nucleotides long. RefSeq lists its product as uncharacterized. Lineage: Eukaryota; Metazoa; Chordata; Actinopteri; Pleuronectiformes; Cynoglossidae. Gene Ontology annotation, cellular component: membrane. Bases 440 to 1048 code for a protein of 202 amino acids. Gene Ontology annotation, molecular function: phosphotransferase activity, for other substituted phosphate groups. The record is from RefSeq and is a predicted model, not a curated record. Gene Ontology annotation, biological process: phospholipid biosynthetic process. The transcript is spliced from 8 exons.
UAGUCACUCGUUUCGGGCUUACCUCUCUUGACGGCCUCGUCAUACGACAGGAAUCCUAUCCUCGACUCUUUGGCCCCCAUGCUCCCCUCAUUUCACUACAGUGUGAGGAGUUAAAUGCUAGCAGCUGACUUGGCCUGAAAUAUAAACACACAGAACGCCUUGUCCAUGGUGGUGUGAACAAUCUUUAGCUACAAGGUUGACAGUGCUAUCUUACUGUACGGGGACGCCUACUCUGCAGUGGGUGAUGUGACGACGAUGGGAAGCGCCGCAUGUCACGUCACAUCGGUUGUUGCCGAGGCCGUUCAUCGAUAUCACAUGAGCGCUUGAUGGACUCUAAUGGAUUAAGGUGUUUAUUUUACAGAAGACACAUAGGUUGCAUCAGUUUUUGUGUUUUGUUUUCUCCCUGGAAUGAAACCGCAGGUGACGGAAGUGAACGGACAUGGGACUUGACGUUUUGUUGUACUGGCCAAAUAUUAUUGGAUACAUUAGGUUUCUACUAGUGUUUGCAGCAUGGGGAACAUAUGAUACACCAGCACUAUUUGUCCUUAUCUACUUAGUCUUCAUUGUACUUGAUGGAGUGGACGGGUGGUUGGCGAGGCGGCUGGGCCAGACCUCCAAAUUUGGGGCCUGGUUGGACGUAGUGGUGGACAACCUGGGCAGAGGAAUGCUGUGGGGGCAGCUCUUCAAGUGGGGUUGGCUGGUGUCUGCAGUGGAAUGGUGUGUGUUUGUGUGUAACCACAGUUCCAGAGGUGACCACUGGAAAAGCAGCUUUACCAGCAGCCCUCCACUCAUACAGGCCAUCAUGGCAAAUGGCUUUCGAUCAGCCCUGGGCCUGUGGGUGGUGAGUGGGCUGCACUGCCUCCCUCUGUGGCUGUAUCUCUCCCACAGGGGUUUACUUUCUCACUGGUUGUAUCUGCCUGUCUGGAUCCAGGCCGUGGGGAUUGUGCUGCUGGUCGCAGGGCGACUCCUGGCCUUGUUGGUGGAGAUGUGGUGUAUAUGGAUACAUGUGAAACAUCUAUGCAGUGAAGAAUCAGAAAAGAAGAAGUGAACAUCUGCAGAUGAAAAACUCAAAACUUUCACUUUUAAGUUAAUCAAUAUUAUGCAGGAAUUACUUUAUAAAUCACCGCCUUUCAAGACUAAUAGUAAUAAACAGGCUCCUGGAUAAAAUGGUUUCAACUCAGAGGCAGCUUGAAUAAAUACAGUACAGACUGUGAGUGGCAUUCAGUUUUUACCCAUAUUACAAGUUUAUUCUUUGCUGUUUACUUAUAAUGAACAUUUGUCUGGCUAAGUUUCCUUGAUUUCUCAAAUGUGAAAAGAUUGAAUGCAUUAAAAUAAGUGACAAAAUCCUGUUUGUGUUUAAGGAUACAAUAGAAGUUUUAAUGUUUUUUUUUCUUGCAGCUAACAGUGAAGCAGUAACAAGACAACAGUGAAACAUUCCCUCAUCACAUUUGGUGUCACUCACCUCUUCAGAACUCUUAAAAAAAA